Rotaria sp. Silwood2 is the source of this 1251-nucleotide messenger RNA. The record is from the annotation of a GenBank genome assembly. NCBI's taxonomy places the organism in Eukaryota, Metazoa, Rotifera, Eurotatoria, Philodinida, Philodinidae.
AAUGGACAAAAAAGUUUAUGAUAGUGUUCAUGCUCUGCCGCUGAGCACAUAACUCUGCUAAAAAUCUGUUGACUUAGUAACAUCCUUAUCUGAGCUUCAUUUUUCUCACGAAAGAGUUUCAGAACAUUUUACCUAAUACUUUUGAAUUCUUAAGCAAACUUGAUUUCUCCGAAGAUGUAGUGUGCGAUAAAGUUAUCUUUCUAGUGCUGAGAUAAGAGUUCUGAUAAACUUUGUUGUCUGUGUACUCGAUAGCUCAUUAGGUUGUGCUGAGACUAGUACGGAUUGUAAGUGUCGGUAAACAAUGGAAGACGGAUACUUGUGAAUCAUGAAAGUUCUUAACUACGAUAAUGGAAUGGUCGAAAUUUCUCCAAUAACACUUUUUCCAAUAGGACAUUUGCCAACGGCGACAGUCCAGAUCGUGUGUUGACUAAAGUAGGGUAGAAUUUCGCAAGCUGUCACGAAAUAAUAUUAAUAUAGAAUACAUGUGAAGGCUGAAGUAACAAUGUUAUAAUAUAUAUAUAUGUCAUAGCUUUUACUCAUCAAUGUAGUUAACAGGAAUUUAUGUAAUCCAUACUUAAUUUACAGUCAAAUUGGCGAAAUUCUGAAGCUCCCGAUCGUGUAUACCCUCUACAGAUUUUUCUCAUUGGCUUUCUUGUUUUUUUCCUAUUUGAGGUAUGUGAUGUCUGUGCUGUUCAUGAUAACUUAAAAUAGAUAAGAAACAAAGAAAAAAAGCAGCGUUUCAGACUUGUUGUGCCUUAGAGUUGGUGACGGUUAUAUUUUUCUCUUGUUAUACGUUCUUCAACAUCAAGCAUUACUGUGUUUUCUAUCAUUGUGUUACUUAUCUCGCCGUUACCCUCAAUAGUGGCAACAACUUCACAUGGUGACCAGGAUAAUUCAAGUAUUCUACAACAAGUUUGUUCAAAACUGGGUCUCAACGAAGAUCAAUGUUGCAAGUUGAGUAAAGCCAGCUCGUUUGCUGGAUACGCAGCAGCAGCUGUUGGUAUUCCUGCUCUGCUCGCCUAUAUGGGUUUCACUGCAACUGGUAUUACUGCUGGGUCGUGGGCUGGAUGGUAUCCAUCAACAUAUGGAAUUGGAACUGUCUUUUCAUGCCUGCAAAGUGUCUCGAUGACAGGCAUAGACGCAUCGGCUGUAACAAAAACAGAUGUGGUGGCGACUGCCAUCAAAAGUUAUUUUUUCACUAGUGAUUGCAAGAAGAAAUCAACAGAAGAUGAUGAAUGUCGAAAAAAAUAA